AAAAGGAGCAACAACAAUAAAAAAUGGAAACUGGACCAAAUGCAGAAAUUGAGCUUCUGGAGCGCGUCCUGUUGCGUCUGGGAAAUGCGGACACGGAUGAGAAGCUGGAGGCCACGGUGGGCAAGUUCCUGGCCCCGGUGAUCCUCAAAAUGAACUCGCCCCACAAUGCGGUGCGGACGAAGGUCGUCGAGGUGCUCACCCACAUCAAGAGGCGCCUCUCGUCGCGCGGGCAGGUGCAGAUACCCGUCGAGGCACUGCUGGAUCAGUAUGCCGCCGAGGACAGCAGCACCUUCCUCAAGAACUUCGCCAUCAUAUUCAUCGCCAUGGGCUAUCCGCGUCUGCCGCUGGAGCAACAGGCCGGUUUGGCCAGCAAAGUUGUGGGCAGCGAGGGCAAGCUGGAGAGCUACCAAGACAAGCUGUUCGCCCUGCUGCUGCCCAUACUGUCGGACAUGAAGAUACCCGAUGAUCCGGCACAGCGUUCAAAGCUACUCGAUCUGCAGGACAAGCCGGCCAUCAGCGCAAACUUUCUCGCCCUGCUCCAGGAUGUGCUGCUCCUGCCGUACGGCAUCACCCAGGACCAGGAUGUUCCCCCAGGUCUCAGUCCGUACAGUUUUAAGCGCAUCAUUGCCAACAAUUGGCGGGCAGAAGAGCUGGAGAAAGUCAAAAAGGGAAUAGUUCGGUUCCUGUGCGCCAGUGUCUUCAGCGAUGUGCAGAUCUUUGUGCCCCUGGUGGUGGCCUCGGCGGAUACGCGCUUCAGCGUGGCCACGCCAGCCAUCGCCGAGCUGAGCAAACUCUGUACCAUGCUGGAUUUCAGCAGCCCCGUGGUGACGGCACCGCUGUACACUCUGUUCGCCGGUAACCAGAACCAGCUGACGGACCGCCAGACGCGUCCCUGCUGCGCCCGAGUGCGUCAAAAGUUGCUGCAGUACCUCAUCAAGUGCCGCGGCAAGAGCAUCAGCGUGACCAAGGGGCUGCAGGUGAUCUUCGAUGGUCUGUUCGGUACAAAUACCAACCAGAAGUGCAAGGUUUUGGCGCUGCAGUUUGUGGAACUUGUUCUCAGGGAGGGCCCCCGCGAAUUGGUCUCCAAGGUGUCCAGGGUAAUACUCACCGGCAUCACCAAAGUCAUUGGACGCGACUCUAACGAGCCGAACGAUGUGCAGAAUGCAGCUUAUUCCGCUUUGGCGCAACAUGCUCGCAGUUUCCCGCAGGACGUUAGCCAGGAUCUGAAGCUGGUGCUGGGGUACUUCAACAAUUUGGCCAGCUCUGCCCCGGAAUUACAUUCCUCCAUAAGAGAGGCCCUUGUUUCGAUGGCUCCGGCGUUCGCCUGGAAGACAAAGGAGAAGAGCGAUGCCAUGGAAGUGGAUGAGGAUACUGAUCCUUCAAGUGUGAAACUAGAUGGCCAGCAGCAUCUGCUUUUGGCCAUGCUGCUGGACAAUGCCGAGUCUAAAGUGCAGAUUGUGCAGAAUGUAACCAGUGUGUUCCUCACCAGCUGCUAUCCGGAGUAUUAUGCACCAGCCAGAUACCUGCUGCUGCUCAUCGCGGGAGAGCGCAAUUCCCUGCGCGAGAAUGUCACCACUUAUUUGUACGGCACCUCGAAGAAGGAUCACGUCAACUACAACAUGCUUUCCUCCAUCGAGCAGGCAGAAAAUCGCAUAAACAGCGAAUCCAUUAGCGACUUCAAUCACCUCUCCUUAGAGCAACGUCGCGUGGUGCUGCCCAGUUUCCAGGUGAUGAUGUCGCACGUCCACGAGAUGGCCAACAAGCGACUCAAGAAGAACACAGCCUGUGUGGUGGUCGGUCGCACCAAGCUGCCCUACAGCUUGGAGGUUUACGAGGAGCUACUCGAUUACCUUCGCCUGUGUCUUUGGUAUUCAGCUGGCGUAGUGGCUGCUCCAGGUGAUGAAAAGUACACCCAUGAGCUGCGGAAAUACAUCACCUUGCACUACGAGGAAGAGGAGAAUAAUGCCUUGCAUCAGUAUGUGCAGUUUGUUCAGCGCAGCGUGGAGGCCAAGAGAAGCGACUCCAAUCUCAUCUGCCUUUAUGACCUGUUGAAUGCCGCUCCGGAACUGUUUGCUGCCAAGCAGCUGCAUCUCUUGGAACCUCUUGGCAACACCUUAAAGGAUGUAUCCGAGUCGAUGCGCAUCAAUGUGGCGCAAGUCUAUGCUAUUCUGUGGGCUUUCGGUCUCUCCGAUGAGAAGUUCGAUGAGGAGGUGGGCGAAUGCUUGGCUAGCCUAACACAAAAGACAUUGGAGCACAAGCACGGUUGGCUGCUGGUGGUGGGACACACCUUCAAUCGCAAGAUUGCUAUGCUCAAGCAAGAGAAGAAGUCCAAGGACUAUGCUGCAUGGCCGCAGUUUGUUAAUGCGGUGAAAAUUAUCUCAAAAACUCUUUGUGAAUCCCAAUGGCUGCUCGUUUCGGCAGCUGUAAAAUGCAUCUCCAUGAUCGGCAAGGCGGUGGAGAUUCCCAACGUCACCGUGGAGAUCCAAGUGCCAACCAACGAUGGCGACGACGACGAGGAGAUGACCGAGUAUACGAGCAUAGAUUCCUCAACCAAGUUGGUAAUCUUUGGCGUGGUCUUUCAAUUGCUGCGCAGCUCUUCGGCGCGUCAGAAGAUUCGUGAGGAGUCGGCCAGAUGUCUGGGCUACCUGGCCAUUGGCGAUGGCGAGCACUUCACCAAACGCAACCUGGAUAAGUUUCUCACCCUGGCCAAGGUGCAAAAGGAUGCUGCUUUAAACAUUGCCAUUUCGGAAGCGAUUGUCAACACUCUUUGUGGUUAUGAUGUAAACAAGGGGCAACCGGAUGAGAAGUUUGUUAAUAAGCACUGCAACGAUGGCGACUUUGAGCAGUUCUUGAACUCGCUAAUUCGUCUAGUCACCGAACCCAAUCCACAUUCCCGCCAGGCCAUCUCCGUGUGGCUUCUGGCCGUGGUAAAGCACUGCAGUCGACGUCCAGCUGUGUUGGCCAAAAAGGAGCUGCUGCAGUUUGCUUUUACCGAGCUGCUUUCGGAUGAUAGCGAAUUUGUUCAGGAUGUUGCUUCCCGCGGCUUGGGACUGGUCUACUCGCUAUCCGAUUCCGGCAGUCAAAGUGAUUUGGCCAACUCCCUCUUAGACCAGCUAAUUGGAGGAAAACGCAAGGUGAAUCAGGUGUCCGGGGACACGGAACUCUUUGCCGAAGGAAUGCUGGGCAAAACGCCGACGGGCGGCAACAUCACCACCUACAAGGAGCUGUGCUCCCUGGCCUCAGAUCUCAACCAGCCGGACAUGAUCUACCAGUUCAUGCAGCUGGCCAAUCAUAAUGCCACCUGGACCAGCAAACUGGGAGCUGCCUUUGGAUUGAAAACCCUUUCCGCCGAGUCCAGACAGAAGAUGCAGCCGUAUCUGGGCAGGAUUAUACCCCGCCUGUAUCGCUACAAGUACGAUCCCACGCCGAAGAUUCAGAACUCCAUGAUUUCCAUUUGGGACACAAUUGUGAGUGACUCCAAGGAGGUGACCGAGCGUUACUACUGGGAAAUACUGCGUGAGCUGCUGGAUAAUCUCACCUGCAAGGAGUGGCGAGUGCGUAUUGCCUGCUGCCUGGCAGUCAGAGAUCUCUUGAAGCGUCCCAAUGGUUUGAAGUUGCGAUCGGAGGAGCAGGUGCGUCGGGUUCCCGCCGCCGCCAACAGCAUGGAAGUGGACGAGGUGCCCGAGCCGGAGCUAAAGGAGCUUUGGUUCCAGCUGUUCCGCGUGAUGGAUGACAUUCAUGAGGGCACAAGGGUCACGGCCCAUGGAACCGCCUCAUUCCUAGGCAAGCUGUGCGUCAUAGCCUCCUCCUCGGAUCAUGGCAAAUCCGGCACAGCAGUAGCUUCCUCGACGCUGCCGUAUCUGCUGGAAACUGGAGUGGGUCACAAGGUGCCCGAGAUACGCAAAGUGAGCAUCAAGACCAUCUCCGACAUGAUUGACUCCUCGGGCUCGCUUAUUGCCCCGCAUCUGGUCACCUUGAUACCCUGCCUGCUGCGCGCCACUGGUGAAUUGGAGAACACCAAGUUGUCCUAUGUAUCCACUCGUUUAGGGGCGGAUAAUGAAGCCCAGGAGGCGGUGGAUACGCUUCGUGCUGAGGCCGCCAAAUCUCACCACACCAUGGAAACCAUUGGGAAGUGCGUGCGCUACAUUGAUUACCCGGUGCUGGAAAAGAUGACGCCCGAAGUGCUGGAACUAAUGAAGUCCAGUGUGAAUCUUGGAACCAAAAUUGGCUGUGCGCAUUUCGUGUGUCUGAUCAGCAUUCGUUUGGGCAAGGAGAUGACUCCGGUGGUUGGAAAAUACAUACGGGCCUGCUUUGUGGGCAUCAAGGAUCGCAAUGCCACCGUGCGUAAGUACAACGCCAGUGCGAUUGGCCACCUGCUGGGUUUGGCCAAGGAGCAGUCGAUCAAGAGUCUCUUUGCCAAGCUGGACGAGCUGUAUGCCGAGCAGCCGGGAAAUCGCUCCAUUGCACUGACCAUUCAGUCCAUCAACAAGCGUCACCACGAACUACUCAAGGACUACAUGGAAAACAUGCUGCCGCUCAUCUUCUUUGCCAUGCACGAGGAGGCCAAUGAAGAGACCAAGGCCAAUGUGGAACUCUGGAAAGAUUUGUGGAACGAUGUUAGCCCUGGGGAUGCGGGCAUCCGUCUCAAUUUGAAUGUGAUUAUACCCAAGUUGGAGACUUCGCUCACCGAUGCCAGUUGGUCACGAAAGGCGCAGGCGGCGAAUGCUAUCCAGACGAUAGCCACUCGCCUGAGUAGCUCCCUGGAUGAACCCGAUCGGGUGAGACUCAUUAAGCUGCUCCUUUGCGGUCUGCAGGGUCGCACUUUCGAGGGCAAGGAGCGUUUGUUGCAGGCUCUGGCCGGACUCACCAAGGGCCUGGAUAGGAAGCACCAGAUCUGCCCCAACAUCAUCGACGCAGCCAUGCGGGAGGCGAGGAAGCGGGAACCUGUUUAUCGCACCAUGGCCCUGGCUUCGCUGGGCGAAAUCCUCGACCAACUGGAGGCAGAUCGCUUUGAAGAGGUCUACAACAUGAGCUGGAACCUGCUGGAGAAGAAGGAGCUGCGCAAGGAGUCCGACGACGAGGACGAGCCCAGCACUAGCCAGGAACUAACUGCCGACGAGCGCAACAAGCGGGCUCAAACACUCAAUAGACUGAAGGAGGUUGUCUGGGAGACACUGGGCAAGUCCUGGCCACGUCAUUCCAUCGAGACGCAGCACCGCUACCAACUCUUCUUCGCCGAAAACUGCACCAGCAUUCUGGCGGAGAGCACGCGACCAGUGCAGGUCAGUCUGCUGGCAGCGCUCACUAAGUACAUCGAAAGACUCCAUGUCUUCGAUGAGUCCGCUCUGCUGCCCGACCUGCCGCAAAUAAACCAGGAGAAGAAGAUCAAAACGGAGGCUCCGGCGCCAAAGACCCGUGAGGCCAUCGUUGAGAAGAUCUGCAAGGAUGUGCUGGCUGCCGUGGCUCUGGCCGCUGGAGUUCCUCACUCAGGCCUAAAAAAGGAGGCCCUCAACAUCGUUCUCAUGCUGAUCAAGCGUUUGAGUGGAGCCAAGGAUCAGCAGCCUCUGAAUCUAAUCAAGCAGAGCUUCGAAUCGAGUUUGGAAAAGUUCCAGCGUGAUUCGGCCCCCGAAAUCCGCUGUCGCAUCAAGGACAUCGAAGAAAAGCUGAGCAAGUUGAAUCCCGGAACUUAGGUGGUAGAAAAGUAGGGAUUUCAAUUAUGUGUGGCCAAAAACCCUGCCUUGGGUAGA
Drosophila takahashii is the source of this 5747-nucleotide messenger RNA. RefSeq names its product proteasome-associated protein ECM29 homolog. Gene Ontology annotation, molecular function: molecular adaptor activity. Lineage: Eukaryota; Metazoa; Arthropoda; Insecta; Diptera; Drosophilidae. Gene Ontology annotation, biological process: proteasome assembly. Gene Ontology annotation, cellular component: nucleus; cytoplasm. The record is from RefSeq and is a predicted model, not a curated record.